UAGUCAACAGUGCAAUGAUAAUAAAUAAUAAUAGUUAAUGAUUACAAGCUACGUAAGCCAUAGUGUGAACAUAAAAAAUAACUGAUAAUUAGAGUUGUUUAUGCACUGAGAUUCACCGGCUGCAAAUUCUUGUUAUUCUUAACUAUCAGCAGUGUAAUUCCUAGAUUGUUAUCUAGAUUGCCGAGUCACGACGUCAGUUAAAAUUAAUAAUAAUCAGCGAUGAUAAGUCAUAUUGAUUCAAAAUGUCAGUCGGGGUAGUAGCAAUAAAACAGAGUUUGUUGAUCCUGGUGUGUAUCUCGUUGAGUUCCGCGGAUCCUCCGGGAGGAACCAACAAAACAGUAAAGACUCAUCUACCGCUGCUACGAAUCCCAGAGAGUUACGUUCCAAAAAAUAAUUCUCUGGAGGCAAAAUGCGACCACCAAAUCCAAAUUUUCGAGAACUCGCUCCAAAAGUUCGAGCUCUGGGCGCUGGAAAUGUUUGACGCGAGCUCAAAGAUUCCCUCGGGGAUUUUCCAGGGGAACAUCAAGGACCUGGGGAUGUACGACCAGUGCCUCAAGGUCAACGUCACUGUCGGGAACGAGACCAUCAGAGGGAAGCACUGCAUGUACACCCUCGUGGGGGAAUUCAAUGCAACAAAGCUGCCUUUUAAUCCUGCUCUGAGUGUCUGCUUACCAGCGACCUGCAGCCCAAAGCAGGUCAAGGAGAAGAUGCAGAAGCUGAUUAACAUGACUGAACCGUUCCUGGGCGGCAUCAAGAUCCAGGUGAAAGACGCGACCUGCUCUGAAGUUGAUGAUCAGCCCUGGGAACUUGGUGCUAAAGUCACUCUUGGACUCUUCGGAGGUCUUGUGACCUUCCUAUUAAUCUGCACCUUCUGUGACCUCCUAUCACGAAUCACCAGCAUCAACAGCAGCUUGGUAAACACUCUUUGCAAAUUCUCAUUAAUCGUCAACGGCCAACGCAUCCUGAGCACUAAAGCCGGCAAAGGAAACCUACCAGCCAUAUCAGGCAUCAGGUUCUACAGUAUGUGUUGGGUCAUCCUAGGACACACUUACAUCCACAGUUUUUUCGGCAGUGUUGUGAAUUCUGCUGAUGCUUUGCCAUGGUUCCGCUCCUGGGGUGCUAUAAGCAUCCUUACAGCUCCUUUUGCAGUGGAUACAUUUUUUGCAAUGAGUGGUUUCUUGACUUCAUACUUGUUUUUUAAAGAAAUGGCUCGUGGACGGAAUUUUAAUAUAUUUUCUUACUAUAUUCACAGAUAUAUAAGAUUAACACCGGCGUUUAUGGCGCUGCUGUUAUUUACAACCUUCCUGCUGCCAAAAUUGGGCUCAGGCGCCCUCUGGCAGUCAAUAACCACAACCGAGAGUAACUACUGCAAACUCAACUGGUGGCCGAUGCUCCUUUAUGUUCACAAUUACGUUUACAAAGAUGGUAUGAUGUGUAUGGGCCACUCCUGGUACCUGGCAGUGGACAUGCAACUGUUCUGGGUGAGCCCAUUAAUCAUCUAUCCGCUUUACAAGAAGCCCAAGCUAGGAUUAAUCAUCCUCUCCGCCGCCAUUGCUGCGUCGAUGAUCACGCCAGCUGUUGUAGCGGCUGUUAAUAAGUUCACUGUUUCUUUGGGAGUCACUGGCGAUCUUGAUAGCGUAAUAGACAUGAUGCUUUACUUUUACAUCGUUACUUACACUCGAGCUGGGCCCUGGGUCCUAGGAGUCUUAUUGGGGUAUAUUUUGGCAACCGGUAGGAGAAUCCCCACUCCUGGAAAAAGGAAACUCGGCUGGAUUUUGGCGAUUCUGGCCUUUGCGUACUCGUUUUUUACCUACAGAAUCUACCAACAAGAAGACUACCAGUGGAAUAUCUACUGGGAAACCUUCCAAGCUGCGUUUGCUAGGAAUAUCUGGGCGUUUGGAGUCUGCUGGAUCAUCUAUGUGUCUGCUCUAGGCCACGGAGGAAUACUGUCUAAAUUUCUUUCACUACCGAUCUAUUUGCCCUUCAGCAGAUUAUCAUACUCAAUGUAUCUCCUUCACUACCAAAUUCAGACGAUUAGAAUAGCAUCUUCCCGAAUUUCAGCCUACUUUAGUGACGUUCAGAUGCUGGAAGGAUUCAUCAACGACCUGGUAAUCUGCUUCCUCAGUGCAUUUGUCUUCAGCCUGAUCUUUGAGUCGUCAUUUUUGGUGCUGGAAAAGUUGAUCCUUACUAGAGAAGGAAAAGUAAAUCAACGCGAGACUGUUGAUAAAAAUAAUUUUGAGAAAUUGCAGGAAGGAGAUGCUUCAGUUGAGAACGGAGUUGUUAAUAAUGGAUUUGAGAAGUACGAAAUGUCAGUCGGGGUGGUAGCAAUAAAACAGAGUUUGUUGAUCCUGGUGUGUAUCUCGGUGAGUUUCGCGGAUUCUCCGGGAGGUACCAACAAAACAGUAAAGACUUAUCUACCAUCGCUACGAAUCCCAGAAAUUUACGCUCCAAAAAAUAAUUCUCUGGAGGCAAAAUGCGAGCACCAAGUCAAAAUUUUCGAGGACUCGCUUCAAAAGUUCGAGCUCUGGGCGCUGGAAAUGUUUGAUGCGAGCACAAAGAUUCCCUCGGGGAUCUUCCAGGGAAACAUCAAGGACCUGGGGAUGUACGACCAGUGCCUCAAGGUCAACGCCACUGUCGGAAACGAGAUCAUCAGAGGGAAGCACUGCAUGUACACCCUUGAGGGGAAUUUCAAUGCAACAAAGCUGCCUGUUGAUCUUGCUAUGAGUGUCUGCUUGCCAGCGACCUGCAGCCCGAAGCAGGUCAAGGAGAAGAUGCAGAAGCUGAUGAACAUGGCUGAACAGUUCCUGAGCGGCAACAAGAUCCGGGUAAAAAAUGCGACCUGCUCCGAAGUUGAUGAUCAGCCCUGGGAACUCGGUGCUAAAGUCACUCUGGGCUUCUUUGGAGGCCUUGUGACCUUCCUAUUAAUCUGCACCUUCUGUGAACUACUUUCAAAGUUCACCAGCAUCAACAGCGGCUUGAUCAACACCCUCGGCAAAUUUUCAUUCAUCGUCAACGGCCGAAACAUCCUGAGCACCAAUGCCCCUGAAAAAAACUUAACAAUCAUUGCAGGCCUCAAAGUCUACGGUAUAGCCUUGAUCGUCCUAGGACACAGAUACUUUACAACAUUCACAGGUAGUGUUGUUAAUCUUGCUGAUACCGAGCCGUGGUGCCGCUCUUGGAUAGCAACCUUUAUCUUUACUUUUCCUCAGUAUUCGGUAGAUACAUUUCUUACAAUAACUGGAGUUUUAACUUCUUACUUGUUUCUCAAAGAAAUGGCCAGGGGGCGCAAGUUUAACAUUUUUUUCUACUAUUUUCAUCGAUAUUUAAGAUUAACCCCUUUGUUCAUGGCACUGAUGUUAAUUACAACAUUCCUGCUUCCAAAACUGGGUUCAGGCGCCCUCUGGCAGACAAUAAUGACCACUGAGAGUGACUUUUGUAGACGCGAAUGGUGGCCGAUGCUCCUAUAUGUUCAUAAUUUCAUCUACACAGACGGUAUGUCAUGUCUACUCCACACCUGGUACCUAGCAUUGGACAUGCAACUCUUUUGGGUGAGCCCAUUAAUCAUCUAUCCGCUUCACAAAAAGCCCAAGCUGGGAUUAAUCAUCCUCUUGGCCGCCAUUGUUGCGUCGGUAAUCACGCCAGCUGCUGUAGCGGCUGUCAAUAAAUUCUCUACAGCCUUACAACCGAAGGAUAGUGGUGAUAGGUUGAUGUUGCUGAACUUUUACAUCUUAACUUACAACCGCGCUGGGCCUUGGUUGCUAGGAGUCUUAUUAGGAUACCUUUUGGCAACCGGUAAGAGACUCCCUAUCCCUGGAGGAAAGAAACUUGGCUGGAUUUUGGCGAUUCUAGCCUUCGCGUACUCGUUUUUUACGUACAGAAUCUAUCAACAAGAAGACUACAAGUGGACCAUCUACUGGGAAUCAUUCCAUUCUGGUUUCGCGAGGCAUUUCUGGGCGUUUGGGAUCUGCUGGAUCAUCUAUGUGUCUGCUCUAGGCCACGGAGGCUUCGUGUCCAAGUUCUUGUCACUGGGAAUCUACAUGCCUCUCAGCAGAAUAUCAUACUCAAUUUAUCUGCUGCACUACACCUUCCAGACCACCAAAAUGGCCUCUAGUAGAGUGCCCUCCUACUUUAAUAACUUCGAGCUGCUCCAAGUCUAUCUCAGCGAUAUGUCAGUCUGCAUAAUCGGCGGGUUUCUCUUCACACUGAUUUUUGAGUCGCCAGUUGUGGUCCUGGAAAAAUUGAUAUUCUCCAGGACAAAGCCAACUAAUAAAUCUUCAGAUCUUCCAAAAGAAACUACUUUUAACAACGAGAUCAUCAUUCCUGCAAAUGAAAAACAGCUUGAUUAAA
Molecule: messenger RNA, 4347 nt
Organism: Cotesia glomerata
Lineage: Eukaryota; Metazoa; Arthropoda; Insecta; Hymenoptera; Braconidae
Exons: 18
Coding region: 243-4346 (1367 amino acids)
Molecular function (GO): acyltransferase activity, transferring groups other than amino-acyl groups
Source: RefSeq, a predicted model, not a curated record